Eufriesea mexicana is the source of this 420-nucleotide messenger RNA. Its product is annotated as peptidyl-prolyl cis-trans isomerase CWC27 homolog. NCBI's taxonomy places the organism in Eukaryota, Metazoa, Arthropoda, Insecta, Hymenoptera, Apidae. The record is from RefSeq and is a predicted model, not a curated record. Gene Ontology annotation, cellular component: catalytic step 2 spliceosome. Gene Ontology annotation, molecular function: peptidyl-prolyl cis-trans isomerase activity. Gene Ontology annotation, biological process: protein peptidyl-prolyl isomerization.
AUGAGUAAUAUUUAUAUGCAAGAACCAGCCACUAAUUGUAAGGGUACAGUUACAAUGAAAUCAACUGUUGGUGAUAUUGAGUUAGAAUUAUGGGCAAAAGAAAUUCCCAUGGCAUGUAAAAAUUGUAUACGAUUAUCUAUGGAAGGUUAUUACCAUGACACUAUAUUUCAUAGAAUUAUCCAAGGAUUCAUAGCAUAUGGUGGUGAUCUCAAAGGUACAGGAGGAGGUAGUAAAAGCAUAUGGAUAUUUGUGUUUUAGGACGAAUUUCAUACAAGAUUACUUUUUUGUCGACGAGGUUCAAUUGCUGUGGCAGAUGAUAAUGAUUCCCAAUUCUACUUUACUCUUGGUUCUACAUCAGAAUUGCAGAAUAAACAUACAAUGUUUGGUAAGGUUACUGGAGAAACUAUAUAUAACAUGCUU